Messenger RNA from Sebastes umbrosus (honeycomb rockfish), 1514 nucleotides. It is a transcript of the gene gsc, whose product is annotated as goosecoid. The coding region runs from base 182 to 919 and encodes 245 amino acids. Gene Ontology annotation, cellular component: nucleus. NCBI's taxonomy places the organism in Eukaryota, Metazoa, Chordata, Actinopteri, Perciformes, Sebastidae. The transcript is spliced from 3 exons. Gene Ontology annotation, molecular function: RNA polymerase II cis-regulatory region sequence-specific DNA binding; DNA-binding transcription factor activity, RNA polymerase II-specific. Gene Ontology annotation, biological process: regulation of transcription by RNA polymerase II. The record is from RefSeq and is a predicted model, not a curated record.
GUCCGCAUCCAAGACACGAGACGCAGGGAAGAAAAAAGUGUCCUCCAGAGUCACAAUGACGCAGUUUUAGGAGAACUUUUUUCCCACGGAGGUCUCUCAGUCCAGGACGGUUUCUUCUUCUACCGAGCAAGUUUCACUUUCCACCCCGAAGUUCUUCCGUUUCCCGCCGCGCACCGGUGUGAUGCCCGCCGGGAUGUUCAGCAUAGACAGCAUCCUGUCCGGCCGGCCGAGCUGCAAGGAGCCGCUGCUGCUGCACCGGAGCGGCCCGGUGCUGCUGUCCGCCGGACUCACGGACUCUAUCUACGCCGACUACAACGGACUGUACUCGGCCACGUGCGGGCCUUCUCCCCCCAGUGUUCAGUCCGUGAACGGGACCCGGUUAGGAUAUAACGGCUACUACUACGGACAGCUGCAAGUCCAGGGCGUCGGAGGAGGGCCGCCGUGCUGCGGCUCCGUGCCCGGCUCCGUGCCCGGCCUCGGCCCGCAGCAGUGCCCGUGCAUCCCGGGAGGCUACGACAGCCCGGGCUCGGUGCUGAUCUCUCCGGUCCCCCACCAGAUGAUGUCCUAUAUGAACAUGGGCAGCCUGUCUCGGACCGAGCUGCAGCUCCUCAACCAGCUGCACUGCCGCAGGAAGCGGAGGCACCGCACCAUCUUCACCGACGAGCAGCUGGAGGCUCUGGAGGGCCUCUUCCAGGAGACCAAGUACCCGGACGUCGGCACCCGGGAGCAGCUGGCCCGUAAGGUCCACCUCCGGGAGGAGAAGGUCGAGGUUUGGUUCAAAAACAGACGCGCGAAGUGGAGGAGGCAGAAAAGGUCUUCAUCAGAGGAAUCAGAGAACUCUCAGAAAUGGAACAAAUCGGCCAAACCGUCCGCGGAGAAGCCGCAAGAGGAGAAGAGCGAGCUGGACUCAGACAGCUGAUAGGAACAGCGUGUGUGUGUGUGUGUGUGUGUGUGUGUGUGUGUGUGUGUGUGUGUGCGUGUGUAUGUGUGUGUGUGUGUGUGUAAAUAUAUCAAGUGGGAAGUGGCGUGGACUCGACGGCAUGCUGGUGGUGUGAUGAAACGUGUUGCCAUGUUGCACAGUUUGUACAUAAUCUACAUUUUAUUAUUGAUCCUGUGUCCGCUAUUUAUAUUUAAUUUAAGUUGGUUUUGUAAUGUUGAGCACGCCAGGGUGCACGCUCGGCUCAGCUCGGCUCGGACUGACGGGUCUGAAUAAUAUCGUAAUGUUCUAUGUGACAUUUCUGUGGAUAUUAAAUGUUGUGAUUCUGGUAUAUUUUUUUUCCCCCGUUGUAACAUUAUUCAUUGCGCUCGCCUCGGCUCGGCUCGGCUCAGCUCGGCCGCAGAGGAAACGUGGAGACUGUAAAAACACUCCGAGGCUGAGCAGAGCGCAGCAUCACCACACAGCUGUUAUGAACAAUAUGCCCACAUUUUUGUGUUUUUUUUAUUUUGCAAAAAUAAGCAAAACCUACGUAAAAGGACAACGAGUAUUCAUUAAAAUAUAAAUGAAACACCAUCAA